Molecule: messenger RNA, 1451 nt
Organism: Papaver somniferum (opium poppy)
Lineage: Eukaryota; Viridiplantae; Streptophyta; Magnoliopsida; Ranunculales; Papaveraceae
Product: cinnamoyl-CoA reductase-like SNL6
Exons: 5
Coding region: 146-1297 (383 amino acids)
Biological process (GO): steroid biosynthetic process
Molecular function (GO): 3-beta-hydroxy-Delta5-steroid dehydrogenase (NAD+) activity
Source: RefSeq, a predicted model, not a curated record
ACUCUUAUAUUUAAGAAGCACAUGGUGUGGUAGCUGGUAGCACAAGAGUACCAAAUUUCAUUCAUUCACUUACCCUCUUCCGUUGCUAUCCUAGCUAUCUAAUUGUAACGUCUUCUCUUUCUCUCUUUUCUCCGAUUCUCGAAAAAUGGGUAUCAUGGGAACAAGUGAGAUUCUGAAAGCUGAUUUAGAGGAGUUCCGUAGAUUGUUGCUGCAGGGAUGCACCACUACUACAACCUAUUAUUCAUCAAAAAACAACCCCGCUUGUCAAGAAUUUGGGAAACUCCCCAACAGAGAGAUUAGAGACAUGAGAAGGGAUGAAAUAUUAGAUGAUCAUGAGAUUGAUGAGAAGUUGGUUUGUGUCACUAGUGGUAUUUCUUUCUUGGGACUUGCUAUUGUUAAUCGCCUUCUUGAUUAUGGUUACACUGUCAGAAUCCUUAUCGAAAAUCAAGAUGAUUUGGAAAAGUUGAGAGAAAUGGAAGAAUUUGAUGAAAUCAGAAACAACGACAGUAAUAGCAACGCUAGUGGUAGUCGCAGUAGCAAUAGCGACAGUUUCGGAAGGGUGCGAAAUUGGGGAGUAGUGAUGGCGAAAUUGAAUGAGGUUGAAAGUUUGUGUGAUGCAUUUCAAGGAUGCUGUGGCGUAUUUCACACCUCUGCUUUCGCCGAUCCCGCUGGCAUUUCCGGCUAUUCCAAGUCGAUGGCUGACCUGGAAGUAAAGGCAAGUCAGAAUGUGAUGGAGGCUUGCUCAAAGACAGCUUCAGUUCGGAAAUGUGUAUUCACAUCGUCUCUCUUGGCAUGUGUUUGGCGCGACAACAAUCUUAAUGAUCUGCCUCAAUUACUUGAUCAUUCUUGCUGGAGUGAUGAAUCAGUUUGCAGAGAAAAGAAGCUUUGGCUUGCUUUGGGUAAGACAUUCGCGGAGAAGGCUGCAUGGAAAAAGGCCGAACAUGGCGAUGUUAAGCUUGCUACCAUCUGCCCAGGAUUUAUUACCGGUCCUGAACUAUGUCGUAGAAACCCCACAUCUUCAAUCGCCUACCUCAAAGGAGCACAAGAGAUGUAUGCAGUAGGAACUUUAGCGAGUUCUGAUGUAAGUAAAGUAGCAGAAGCACAUGUUCGUGUAUAUGAAGCAAUGGGAAAAACAGGAGGGUGCGGAAGGUAUAUAUGCUUCGACCAUGUGAUCGACAGCGAGGAACAAGUAGUCAAGCUUACAACACAAAUGGGAAUCCCAGCAAAUAGAAUAACAAGCAACGCUAGAUUAAUGUGUCCCGAUUUCGGUUAUCUAAUCGGAAGCUUUCUAGAUUAAUGUGUAGACGUUCAAGAUGUUGUUAGAUUUCAGGAUGGCUUCAAUUUUACUUGUGUCUUUAUAUGGAGAGAAAAUUUCAAUUACAAACAAAUGUUUUCAAGAGAUAUCAAGUAAAAAUCAGUUUCUUAGAAUGAGAUUGACUUUUUUUACAGAA